Molecule: messenger RNA, 1869 nt
Organism: Chaetomium strumarium
Lineage: Eukaryota; Fungi; Ascomycota; Sordariomycetes; Sordariales; Chaetomiaceae
Product: endoplasmic reticulum Oxidoreductin 1-domain-containing protein
Exons: 2
Coding region: 1-1869 (622 amino acids)
Biological process (GO): protein folding in endoplasmic reticulum
Cellular component (GO): endoplasmic reticulum; endoplasmic reticulum membrane
Molecular function (GO): thiol oxidase activity; FAD binding; protein-disulfide reductase activity
Source: RefSeq, a predicted model, not a curated record
AUGCAUGCGCGGUAUGCUCUCUUUAGCCUUCUCGCCGCUUUUGGCGCCGUCAGUGCCGCUUCGCCACGCUGCUCCGGAGCGGCAGCAGCAGCAGCAGCGGUCCAAGUUCGCAUAUUCCAUUCUAACGGUUCCCUCUGGCAGAUCUCACCGAAUGCCAUCGUCAGUGACGCAUGCGCUUCCUACUCAACCCUCGAGCGGCUGAACCGCGACGUCAAGCCGGCCCUUGACGAACUCACGCGGACAACCGACUUCUUCUCCCACUACAGGAUAAACCUCUUUCACAAGAAGUGCCCGUUCUGGAACGACGAGAAUGGCAUGUGCGGCAACAUCGCCUGCGCUGUCGAGACGCUCGACAACGAGGACGAAAUCCCCCCAGUAUGGCGCGCCAGUGAGCUAGGUAAGCUGGAGGGACCCCACGCGCGACACCCCGGAAAGAGCCUGCAGAAAGAGGAACCGAAGCGGCCGUUGCAGGGGUUGUUGGGAGAACACGUCGGGGAGAGCUGCGUGGUGGAGUACGACGACGAGUGCGACGACCGGGACUACUGCGUGCCCGAAGACGAGAGCGCGACCUCCAAGGGAGACUACGUGAGCCUGCUGCGGAAUCCGGAGCGCUUCACGGGGUACGCUGGCGACGGCGCAAAGCAGGUGUGGGACGCCAUCUACCGGGAGAACUGCUUCCAGAGGAGCUCGUUUCCGCACUCGGCGGCGCUCGGUCGGGACACGUCGCCCAGGGGUCCCGCAGCAAUGGAUUUCAAGGCGGUGAUCGAGGCGGCCGGCAGACAGCAGGUCCUGGAGCAGCAGCGGCAACACAACCCGUUGACGCCCUUCGUGGCCAAGACAGGGCUCGAGCACGAGGAUGAAUGCCUCGAGAAGCGCGUCUUCUACCGGGUUAUCUCGGGUAUGCACGCGAGCAUCUCGACGCACCUGUGCUGGGACUUCCUCAACCAGACGACUGGGCAGUGGCAGCCCAAUCUUGGCUGCUACGUCAACCGCCUACACAAGUUUCCCGACCGCAUCAGCAACUUGUACUUCAACUACGCCCUCCUUACGCGCGCCAUUGCCAAGCUCGAACCCUAUGUCUCGCAGCAGCAAGAUUACAUGUUCUGUCUAGGGGACCCGGAGCAGGACGAUGACACACGUGCCAAGGUCAUGGCGGUGACCGAGAAAGCCGCCAGCGUGCCCCAGAUCUUCGACGAAAGCCUGAUGUUCAAGAACGGCGAGGGUCCUUCGCUGAAGGAGGACUUCCGCAACCGGUUCCGGAAUGUGAGCCGCCUGAUGGACUGCGUCGGGUGCGACAAGUGCCGCCUGUGGGGAAAGCUGCAGACGGCUGGCUACGGGACAGCUCUCAAGGUGUUGUUCGAGUUCGACAACAAUGACAAGCCCCAGGUUCCGGUGCUGAAGCGCACCGAACUGGUUGCGCUUUUCAACACGUACGCUCGGUUGAGCAGCAGCAUGAGCGCCAUCCAGAAGUUCAGGGAGAUGGCCGAGCACGAGGAGGCGGCCAGGGAGCUUGGGGAGCGCCUCAAAGAGGCGGAGACGCUCAAUGUCAUCCCCGACCAGGCGAAGAAGCCGCGCCAUGCCAUUGUCCCGGGCUCGUCCGAGGCAGCGCCGUCUGAAGCGGCCGAUGAAAGGCACGAUGAUCGGGAGACGCCAGAGUACCAUAAGCGGACCGUCAAGGACGAGUUUGACGACGAGAUGGGAAGGGUCAUCAAGGUGGUCAAGUUUGUCCUUAAGAGCUGGAUCAAUUUCCCCGCGAUGCUAUGGCAUAUCAUCACAUCCGAGUUGAUACGCUUGUGGCAAUACUACAUCGGUUUGCCUGUUAAUCCAAGAUCGUGGGGCUUUGAGCUGCCGAGGGUGGAUGAGCUUUAG